UCGGAGGCGCAACAUGAAGCGACCCCGGAGACGCUCGCUCGAUCGCCCAGAUUGGCGAGAGCCCCGAAAUUGACGAGAUUGGCGCUCGCCGCCGCCCGGUGGAGAAUGAUCGGGUGCCCGCUUUGGACUCGGUGGACGGACACAACAGCAACGUUCCUCGUUGUCCUGCUGCUCCUGCUGUCCACCAAUCAGGCGUCUUCCAUCAGAACUCGUCAGUGUUCGGAUUCCAUCCAACGAAUUUUGAAGCAGACCAGACUGACGCAGAAGGAAUCCGCCGAGCUCAUCAAAACCUACAAAGCCUCCCAGGGGGACAUGUCGGACGUCUUCUGCCAGGCGUCGCUCUACGACGUCCCCGAGCCCGCCGUCUCCGGCCUGGAGGUUUCUGAGCGGCUGGAGAGCGUCCUGGACCGCCUGCGCGCCUUCCUGCCCCACUUGCGCAGGGUCUACGACCAGCAGGCGGACCUCCAGGCCCGCGGUAGUCCGGUCCUGGUCCAGCUAGGCCACAUGGGAGAUCGCAGCCGGCGCUUGGGGUCCCUGGUGCGGGCGUUCUACCGGGACGCCUUCCCCAACCUUCAGGAGCCUGCCGGAGAGCCCGCGGUCCUGGAGCCGCCGGCCCAGAACGUGUUCGGGCAGAAGGUCUACGGAUGCGUGGUCCUCAAGACCUACAAAGAGUUUCUGACCAAUGCGGCCCGGGAACUCAGGAGCGUCAAGGGCAAAAUGUGCAGAAACAGGAGGUUCUUCAAGUCCUCGUGAUACCGGCACGACUUCAGAGGAACUACGGGACACGAGGCCUAUUUAUGAUUAUUUAUAUUUAAUUCAUAUUUAUUAUGGAAAUGAUGGAAAAUGUUCAAUGAGUUGCAUUGGGACCAUGAAAUGAAUGUACAUGCCCGGAUGGAUUGCACUGGCCCGGCGGCCCAAUAAAAAUAGGGGGGGAAAAAAAAAAAGAAACUCAUGAUGUCACUUUAUUCAGGUCAGUCAUCGGUCACUUCAUCAGGUGACUACUAGUCACUGGUCGCUUUAUUAGGUCACUGGUCACUUUAUUUGCUAAAACGUGGACCUUUCAUCAUUGGUCACCAAAUUACAGUGGGUACGGGAAGUUUUCAGACCCCCUUAAAUUUUCACUCUUUUGUUAUAUUGCAGCCAUUUGUUAAAAUCAUGAUUCAUUUUCCCCCUCAUUAAUGACACAAAGCACCCCAUAUUGACAGAAAAAAAAUGGAAUUGUUGAAAUCUUUGCUGAUUUACUGAAAAAAAGAAACCCUGAAAUAUCACACAGCCAGAAGUCUUCAGACCCUUUGCUGUGCCACUCAUAUAUUGAACUCGGUCGGGUUCUUCUGAUCAUCCUUGAGAUGGUUCGACACCUUCGUUGGAGUCCGGCUGCGUUUGAUUAUACUGAUCGGACUGGAUUCGGAACGCCACACCCCUGCCUAUAGAAGACCUUACAGCUCACAGUGCACGUGAGAGCAAAUGAGAAUCACGAGGUCAAAGGAACUGCCUGAAGAGCUCAGGGACAGAUUUGCGGCUAGGCACAGAUCUGAGAUCAACUCCAUGACCGUUCUUGAAUGGCCCAGCCGGCGCCCUGACUUAAACCCAAUUGAGCAUCUCUGCAGAAGACCUGAAAACGGCCGCCCGCCAACGUUCGCCAUCCGACCUGACAGAACUGGAGAGGAUCUGCGAGGAGGAAUGGCAGACGAUCCCCAAAUCCAGGUGUGAAAAUCUUGUUGCAUGGUUCCCGAAAAGACUCGUGGUGGCUGUAUGAGCUCAAAAGGCUCUGAAUACGAAAUACUGAGCAAAGGCUCUGAAUACUUAUGGCUGUGUGAUAUUGCAUUUUAUUUUUAUUUUUUUUAAAUAAAUCUGCAAAGAUUUCAACAAUUCCGUUUUCUUCUG
This is a messenger RNA of Phycodurus eques (leafy seadragon), 1884 nucleotides long. It is a transcript of the gene m17, whose product is annotated as IL-6 subfamily cytokine M17. The transcript has 3 exons. The record is from RefSeq and is a predicted model, not a curated record. Gene Ontology annotation, biological process: ciliary neurotrophic factor-mediated signaling pathway; immune response; negative regulation of neuron apoptotic process. NCBI's taxonomy places the organism in Eukaryota, Metazoa, Chordata, Actinopteri, Syngnathiformes, Syngnathidae. Gene Ontology annotation, cellular component: extracellular region. The coding region runs from base 106 to 753 and encodes 215 amino acids. Gene Ontology annotation, molecular function: cytokine activity; ciliary neurotrophic factor receptor binding.